Messenger RNA from Rhizopus microsporus ATCC 52813, 2076 nucleotides. Its product is annotated as AMP deaminase. Gene Ontology annotation, cellular component: cytosol. The transcript is spliced from 6 exons. NCBI's taxonomy places the organism in Eukaryota, Fungi, Mucoromycota, Mucoromycetes, Mucorales, Rhizopodaceae. The coding region runs from base 1 to 2076 and encodes 691 amino acids. Gene Ontology annotation, biological process: AMP metabolic process; IMP salvage. Gene Ontology annotation, molecular function: AMP deaminase activity. The record is from RefSeq and is a predicted model, not a curated record.
AUGUACUGUAUAGACGAAGGUAUUACUGCAGAACUUCGGGAGUUAUACAACAUGUUCCAAAAGUGUCUGGAGAUGAGAGAAAAGUAUCAAGAACGGUCAUUGCAGAGGGAACAAGAUAAUCCAAAGAACAGAGAUGACUGGGAAAUUUAUCCGCCACCACCACCUCCGUCAUGGCCAACACCUCCACCUGAAAUAUUGGCUAAAGUCAAAGAGAGAGAAAAAGCAUUGGAGGCUGAUCCGAUAUCAGCUGUAGGAAGUGAUUUUGAUAUGAAUCAUGUGGAAAUACCCGAUGAUCAUCCAUAUGUCUUUGAUGUAGGGACAGAUGGAUUUUAUGAAGUAUACAAGUCAGAUACAGACAAGGAGAAUCAUCAGGCCGCUUAUGACAUAAUUACUUGCAAGGAAUUUUAUGAUGAUCUUGACUUUAUUCUCAAUACGAUCAGCAAUGGGCCUGUCAAAAGCUUUGCCUUUAGACGUCUUCGUUAUUUGGACUCCAAAUGGCAAAUGUACACUCUCCUGAACGAGUUUCAGGAACUGACAGAUUCUAAGCGUGUGCCGCACAGAGACUUUUAUAAUGUCAGAAAGGUAGACACACACGUUCAUCAUUCCAGCUGUAUGAAUCAAAAGCAUCUUUUACGCUUUAUUAAAGCCAAGAUGAAGAAAUCGCCUGACGAUGUCGUCAUUUAUCGUGACAGUGAGCACUUGACGCUGCAAGGUGUCUUUGAUAGCCUGGGGCUGACAACCUAUGAUCUCAGUAUAGACACUUUAGAUAUGCAUGCUCAUAAGGAUUCAUUCCAUAGAUUUGACAAGUUCAACUUGAAGUAUAAUCCUAUUGGCGAGAGUAGACUUCGAGAGGUGUUUUUAAAAACAGAUAAUUAUAUUCAAGGAAGGUAUCUGGCCGAGAUUACAAAGGAGGUCAUCUCUGAUCUCGAGUCCUCCAAGUAUCAGAUGUGUGAAUACAGAAUAUCCAUCUAUGGACGAUCCGUGCAUGAAUGGGAUAAGUUAGCCAAAUGGAUUGUUAACAACAAACUCUUUUCUACUAACGUACGCUGGUUGAUUCAAGUCCCAAGGUUAUACAAUGUUUAUAAAUCGACUGGACUUGUCGAUAGCUUUGGAGACAUGCUAAAAAAUAUAUUUGAACCACUCUUUGAAGUCACCAAGGAUCCAAGCUCGCAUCCUGAACUGUACGUAUUUCUUCAGCGAGUGGUUGGCUUUGACUCCGUUGACGAUGAAUCCAGGGUAGAAAGAAUGCAUCUCUCUGAAUACCCUGUUCCUAACGAAUGGAAGUCAAGCCAAAACCCACCCUACAACUACUAUCUCUACUAUCUCUAUGCAAAUCUGGCUUCCCUCAACCAUUGGAGACAAGAGCGUGGAUUUAACACGUUUGUGUUUCGACCACAUUGUGGUGAAGCAGGCGACACAGACCAUCUAGCUGCUGCGUUCCUCACAGCGCAUGGCAUUAGUCACGGCAUCCUCCUCCGCAAGGUUCCAGCACUCCAAUAUCUUUAUUAUCUCUCCCAGAUUGGUAUCGCCAUGUCCCCUCUCUCAAACAACGCACUCUUCUUGUCCUACGAGCGAAAUCCACUCCCUCAAUUCUUUCAACGCGGCCUCAAUGUGUCGCUAUCGACAGAUGACCCGCUUCAAUUUCACUUUACACGUGAGCCGUUAAUCGAAGAAUACAGUGUGGCUGCUCAAAUAUGGAAAUUCUCAGCGGCAGAUAUGUGCGAACUGGCGCGCAACUCGGUGCUUCAGUGCGGUUGGGAAAGUAAAGUCAAACGUCAUUGGAUUGGUAAAACCUACCAUCUACCUGGUAUCCAAGGAAAUGAUAUGAGCAAGACGAACGUGCCAAAUAUUCGUAUUGAUUAUCGACAUGAAACUCUCAUGGAGGAACUCAAUGCACUACGUCGAUAUGCUCCUCUCAAGGAUGGCGGUCAAGGUGUCGAUCUCAAAAAAAUGUCCAAGGGCGAAAUGGUCGGUCUGGCUGGUUUGGCUGAGGGCGCUCAAAAGAACAAUAAUGAUAACCGCCUCUUUCCUGGUGUUGCUGAACUGAGGAGAAAGAGUCAGACAGCUCAAGAAUAA